AUGGAUGUUGGCAAUCAGACACAAGUGACUGAAUUCACCUUUCUGGGUUUCUCCGGAAUCAGACAUGGCCAUUUCUACCUAUUUGUGGUCUUCUUAGCCAUCUACUUGGUCACUGUCUUGGGAAACAUCAUGAUCGUCGUCCUGAUCCAGAUGGAUCCCCGCCUUCACAGCCCCAUGUACUUCUUCCUCAGGCAUCUGUCCUGCCUGGAUAUUUGCCACUCCUCUGUCACAGUCCCAAAGAUCCUGACAAAUCUCCUUCGCCAGCGCCACAGCAUCUCCUACCAGCAGUGCCUUGCCCAGGUGUUCUUCCUGAUGGCUUUCUCGGGUGCAGAAUGCUGGAUCUUGGCCAUCAUGGCAUACGACCGCUAUGCUGCCAUUUGCCAGCCUCUGCACUACUCUUGCCUCAUGAGGCCACGGGUGUGCAUGCAGCUAGCCAUGGCCUCUUGGGUGUGCGGCUUCCUGGAUGCUGCGCUUCAUACUGCCUUGGCCUCCAGGCUGUCCUUCGGUGGGGCCAGCAAGAUCCACCACAUCUUUUUUGACCUCCCUCCACUCCUGAGAAUCGCCUGCAGUGAUACAUACAUCAAUGAAAUUAUGAUCCACAUAGCAACCUUCUUCAUGGGUAUGAGCCCCUUCCUACUUAUCACAAUCUCAUACUUCUACAUCUUGUCCUCCAUCUUGCGGAUCCGGACCAACACCGGCAGGCGCAAAGCCUUCUCCACCUGUGCCUCUCACAUGACUGUGGUCCUCAUUUAUUUUGGAAAUGGACUGGUCAACUACAACCAGCCAAGCGCUGGCUAUGCCCUAGAGAUCGACACCUUGAUCUCCACGCUGUACUGCAUCAUCACCCCCAUGCUGAACCCCCUGAUCUACAGCUUCCGCAACAAGGAGGUGAAGGGAGCCCUGAGGAAGGUUCUGGAAAGCCAGAGGGAGGCAUAA
Molecule: messenger RNA, 936 nt
Organism: Hemicordylus capensis (graceful crag lizard)
Lineage: Eukaryota; Metazoa; Chordata; Lepidosauria; Squamata; Cordylidae
Product: olfactory receptor 5V1-like
Exons: 1
Coding region: 1-936 (311 amino acids)
Biological process (GO): G protein-coupled receptor signaling pathway
Cellular component (GO): membrane
Molecular function (GO): G protein-coupled receptor activity; olfactory receptor activity
Source: RefSeq, a predicted model, not a curated record